AUGGAAGACUCUGCUGACCAGAAGGAAUCCGGACGCGCUUUGCGGCCCGUCUUUCCUCUUCUUCACCUACAGGACCAUGCAGAACAAGUUCUACGCGAGCAGCUGCUUGCCGCCCACCUACAGUCGGCAGCUCACCCUGCUCCGCCGCCUCCCCGUCCGCAGCCAGGCGUCGCGGCACACCUCCAGGCCGCGGCGGCUGCUGCUGGUGCCGGCGGCCAGAGAGACCACAUCAACAUAGAUCCCGCCAUAUCGGGCCUCGCGGGCGCCCAGCAGGUGCAUACCACGGCCGGCAUGCUCGCGCAGCCACCGCAGGCCCAGGUCCAGGUCGGCCAGCAGGACAUGUCCGGUGCCGGCGGUUCCAUGGACGAAGGCGGUGAGUCGCGCAAGGUCUACGGCAAACGCGAGCUGUCUUCCUCUAAACGCGCGGCGCAGAACCGUGCUGCUCAGCGCGCCUUCCGCCAGCGUAAAGAAGGAUAUAUCCGCAAACUCGAAGAACAGGUCAAGGAAUACGAGAUGCUGCUCGAGAACUACAAGGCCAUCCAGGCUGAAAACUACCAGCUGCGCGAGUACAUCAUCAGCCUGCAGUCACGGCUCAUCGACUCGCAGAACGAGGUCCCGGAGCUGCCCAGUAACAUCGACCUCAGCCAGCCUCGUCCGGAGCCCGCCAUGAUCGCCUCUGGCGGCCAGCAGCAAGGCCAGCAACAGGGUCAGCAACAGGGCCAGCAAGGCCAGCAGCAGCAGCAGCAGCAGCAGGGCAACCAGCAGAGCGGCGGAGCGGGUGGCCAGCCCUCAGGCCAGCAUGUCCCCCCCGGAUCACAGUCAGAGCUCAACGCCCUCAACCGUAUCGCCGUUGCUGGUCUGGGUAUGAGGAAACAUCAGCACGAAGAGGCAGCCUUCUUGGGACAGAGCGGCAACUUCUCCAAACGCACCAGACAGGACGGACAGGACGACUCCCAGACUGGAGAGCAAUCCAAAUCAGAUCAGAUCUAA
Messenger RNA from Microsporum canis CBS 113480, 990 nucleotides. RefSeq lists its product as hypothetical. The record is from RefSeq and is a predicted model, not a curated record. Bases 1 to 990 code for a protein of 329 amino acids. NCBI's taxonomy places the organism in Eukaryota, Fungi, Ascomycota, Eurotiomycetes, Onygenales, Arthrodermataceae. The transcript is spliced from 3 exons. Gene Ontology annotation, molecular function: transcription cis-regulatory region binding; DNA-binding transcription activator activity, RNA polymerase II-specific. Gene Ontology annotation, cellular component: RNA polymerase II transcription regulator complex.